UUACAGACGAAUAAUGGUUAGAGCCUCCAAAAAAUUACCGUGAAACACCCAUACAAGUUCAUAGUUUUGCAAAAGAGAAAACCUACUAAUUUUAAAAUAAUUUAUUCAUUAGAAUUUCAGUUCUUUUAUUAUCGAAGUCGAGUGUGUUACUCAAUUCAUCAAUCAUGAUCUUUGGCUUGCUCCAAGUGCGCACGUUAGACUCCGUGCGCACCCUCAAGCAAUAAAUAGCAAUCAAUUCUCUAACCAAAUUCAACUCCAAUUCCAACCCACAGAAUGAGAAACCCAACCGCCAAAUUCCACCACCACCGCCACCUUGUCCUCCUCUUCCUCCUCCUAAUCGCCGCCGGAAAAUUCCAAUUCUACAAAUUUGCCGACGCAGCUCAGCGGAAGAUCCACAUUACGGACGAUCUGGACGACGUCGUCGACGACGAAGAGGACGACGAGUGGAGAGAAUGGGGCACGGUGAAGGCCCGACCCGACUUCGACCCGCCGCCCACCGACUUCACCAAGAUGCAGGAGGAAAAUAUUAAGGGCCCUGUUUUCGGAUUCGUUAAACUCCGACCCGGAAAUCGUCGGACUUCGAUUAGUAUAUUUCAUGUCGAAAUUUUGUCUUGUGCAUCACGUAUUCUUCACAUCUCAAAGGAGAUGGUAUCAGAAAUCGCCAUGAAAUGGACCAAGGUGGCAAGAACCGGAGCAACUGAAGCCAGGUUCAGCACCGUUGAUCUCAGCACACUAAUGUUCACCAUGCCGAAAGGUCUAAAUGUUUUGGAGUUAAAGGAAUACCUGUUGAGCCAACCAGAGGCUUAUGAGAUCAAGAUAGGCGAUCAGCUCUUCAGAAGACCGGGGGAUCCUACGUUCGAUGAAGUUUUUCGCAAGCUCCAAAUGGACAAGGCUGAAACCUCUGAUGAUACGGCCAAUGACGAGCUUUAACAACAGAAUCACUAGAUGGCUGAAUAUUCUUGUUGUUCCACUGUGACCAUAUAUGACUCAUUUCAUCCACUUGUAAAAUGUUUACAUUUUCAAUUUUACAACACUUUCCUCUAUUUCUGUCAAAACUGCAGAUAUCUUAAUGUGGUUAAUAAACUGUUUCUGCUCA
This is a messenger RNA of Salvia splendens (bonfire salvia), 1096 nucleotides long. RefSeq lists its product as uncharacterized. Bases 274 to 930 code for a protein of 218 amino acids. The record is from RefSeq and is a predicted model, not a curated record. NCBI's taxonomy places the organism in Eukaryota, Viridiplantae, Streptophyta, Magnoliopsida, Lamiales, Lamiaceae. The transcript has 3 exons.